UCAUAGUGCGUCUCCGUCCACGGGAUAGAUUAUUCCCCGGAUGUUGGAGGAGCUAUAAUUGCCCACGUCAUAACAGGAUCGUGUUGGAUCAUCUCGGAAUCCUCUUUUGGUUUCUUCCUCUGCAGAAAGUGUUCUCCUUUUCUUGGUAAUCUUCUUGAAGGUCUUGGGGGGGUGUUCUUGGAAGCAGCGAAGGGAGAAGGUUGCUGCGAGAUGGAUGAAGAGUACGCGAAGUUCAUCAGGAGGAUGAACCCACCAAGGGUUGUCGUUGACCACAAUGCCUCUGGAGAUGCUACGGUUAUCCAGGUUGACAGUGUUAACAAACACGGGAUUCUCCUAGAAGUUGUCCAAGUGUUCACAGAUUUGAAUCUUGUCAUAACCAAAGCCUACAUAUCAUCUGAUGGGGGAUGGUUCAUGGAUGUUUUUCACGUCGUGGAUCGCGAUGGCAAGAAAAUCAGAGACAUGGAAGUCAUCGAAAAUAUUAAGAGGAGAAUUGAGAAAAGUGCAAGCUUCGCUCCCUCGCUGAGAGGGUCUGUGGGUGUGAUGCCCUCCGAAGAACACACCUCAAUUGAACUCAAUGGAACUGACCGGCCAGGUCUACUGUCCGAAGUUUGUGCAAUUCUCACGAACCUCCACUGCAAUAUAGUAAAUGGUGAGAUAUGGACUCACAAUGCCCGGGCAGCGGCAGUUCUUCACGUCACGGAUGAUUCCAUUGGUUGUGCGGUCAAAGAUGCUGAGCGUCUCACGAAAAUCAAGGAAAUGCUCUUCAAUAUCCUUAAAGGAGACGAUGACUUGAAGACUGCCAAGACAACUCUUUCGCCUCCCGGGGUUACCAGUAGGGAGAGAAGGUUACAUCAGAUUAUGUUUGCUGAUAGGGACUACCAGAGGUUCGAAAACAGUAGUGUCGGACAAGCUGAUGAUCAGAGCUUGAGACCCCAUGUGACUAUUAUGGACUGUGAUGAGAGAGACUACACCAUCAUCACUAUGAGGUCCAAAGACCGACCAAAGUUAUUGUUCGACAUUGUCUGCACGCUGACGGAUAUGCAGUAUGUGGUCUUCCACGGCAUGGUGAAAACCGGGAGAAAGGAAGCUUACCAGGAAUUCUAUAUUCGGCAUGUUGAUGGGCUCCCUAUUGGCUCGGAAGCUGAAAGAGAGCGCAUUGUACAGUGUCUUGAAGCGGCAAUUCAAAGGCGGGCAUCAGAGGGUUUAGAGUUGGAAUUGUGCAUAGGCGACCGGGUUGGGCUGCUCUCGGAUAUCACCCGGAUAUUCCGCGAGAACAGCUUGUGCAUAAAGAGAGCAGAAAUAACUACAAAAGGUGAAAAAGCCAAAGACACGUUUUAUGUGACGGAUGUGACCGGUGACCCUGUUGAUCCAAAGAUAAUCGAUUCGAUUCGCAAGCAGAUUGGUCAAACUGCAUUGCGGGUGAAACAAAACUGGAACUUUUCGCCCAAACCACCGGAGAAGACGAAGGCGGGACUCCUUUUUGGCUACUUCUUUAGUUCUCGGACUUUCCAAAACUUCAAAUUGAUCAGAUCCUACUCAUAGUAGCUCUGUCUACAUUUGUACUAUAGAUUUCAGUGAAGCUUCAAGUGUAAAAGAUGUACAUAGAUAUUAGGAUGUCUGUAAACAUGUAUGUGCCCUAGCUCUUGGUUUCUAGGACAAAGCUACAGUCAGUCACAAUGUCAAUGAAAGAGAGACCGCCUUGUAGUCAUCGAUUUAGUAAAGGCCAUUUGUUGUACAGUGUCUGAGUACUAAUGUACAGUUUGGCAUCCAUGCAAAA
Molecule: messenger RNA, 1777 nt
Organism: Syzygium oleosum
Lineage: Eukaryota; Viridiplantae; Streptophyta; Magnoliopsida; Myrtales; Myrtaceae
Product: ACT domain-containing protein ACR6
Exons: 7
Coding region: 211-1542 (443 amino acids)
Source: RefSeq, a predicted model, not a curated record